CUGACGUACAUAUCUUGGUGUUUAAUAUCAUAUCCUUGAAAACGGUUGCUUAACAAUGGCAAUGGCUGCGACAAUAAGUAGACUAUCAUAUAGCAAGUCUUGGAAUAGGUGCCCACGAUGUCUAUUACAAGCUUUACCGAUGCUCAAAGAUGGGUCUAAGUAUCGGAAGUCCACCCAGUUUACUUUAACGACGAAUGUUGUUGCGCAUAAUCCCAUAAUGAACUGCAGGAGAUAUGUGAGUAAUAUGAAUAGAGAAAGACGUGCGUUUUGGGCUCUGGACUCGAAGAGCAGAACAAAUGAUGUUCAGCACAGUCCGGGCGGAGGUGCACGAAUAGCACCCAUCGAGCUUUCUGGAAUUGUAAAGGUUAAGGGGCAACAAAGCACACAUCAAUCACGUAGUUCAGCAACAAGUAGGAGCUGUCAAGAUGCAGACAGCGGCGUACCUGUUAAGUGCACAUUGGGACCAAAGCACAAUAUAUCAGUGGUUGAUGCACCAGUAUCAGUCAAGAAAAUGAUAUCAGUCAAGAAAAUGGCAAUGGCUACUAAAAGCACAGGAAACUACAGAAAAGCGGCGCUAAAAGUGGAUUCUCUCGUAGCCAACAGGUCGCUACACUCAUCUGACGCAUAUUACGCAAUUAUUAUAUAUAAGCAGAGUAGACAGCCAGAGAAGUGCGUGCAGGUACUGGAGUAUAUACAAGAGAAAGGGGAAAAACUUACAGCUUACCAUUACGCUCUCUGUAUUGCUGCGUUGAGUACCCACAACAAGUACUCGAAGGCCUAUGCGCUCUUCGAGGACAUGCAGACACGCGGUGUUGUGUUGGACGUGGCCACGUACACCACUGUGGUACAAAUGCUUCUGAAGGCGAGAGAGCUCGAUGCAGCGUCGGAAAUAGUUUAUAAAAUGGCAACGGAUGGCUGUAAACCCAAUGCAAGGACAUACACUGUGUUGAUGGCUGCGUUCAGUAGGGCCGGUCGAUGGGACGAUGCGCUCAGAUUUUUUGGAGAGAUGGAGUCGAAAUGUGUUACACGAGACGCUAUUGCAUACAGCUCUGCAAUUUCUGCCUGCCAUAAGGGAGGCCACUGGGAACGGGCGAUAGUUUUUUUCGACGAAAUGGGGAGAAAGGGAUUCAAGCGAGAUAUGACUACAUAUAGCGCUGCCAUCUCGGCGUGCGGGAAAGGACACAACUGGCGCAAGGCUAUAGAGUUGUUUGACGAGAUGAGAAAGAAUGGUAUACGACCCAACAUGAUCGCUUACAGCGCUGCUAUUUCUGCGUGCGAAAAAGGAUAUCAGUGGACUAAAGCACUGAAGUUACUGGACGAAAUGACGCGCAAGGGAGUCAAACAGGACACGAUAGUCUACAGUGCGGCGAUAUCCGCCUGCGACAAAGGAAGACAGUGGGGCAAAGCAAUCGAGCUGUUCGAUGAGAUGGGGGCGAAGGGCAUUAAACGCAACACCAUCGCAUACACAGUUGCCAUAACUGCUUGCAACCAUGCUAAUCGGUGGGAGAAGGCCGUUGAGAUCUUCGCCGAUAUGGACAUCAAUGGUAUUGUGCGUGAUACAGCGGCAUACAAUGCUGCCAUCUCUGCCUUUGGGAAAGGGAGACAAUGGGAGAAGGCUAUCAUGCUAUAUAACGAGAUGGACAGCAAAGGACUGCAACCUGAUACUAAAACGUACGGGGCUGCGAUAUCUGCGUGCGAGAGGGGUCAGCAGUGGCAGAAGGCGCUCGCGCUAUAUCACGAGAUGAGCGCUAAUAGCGUCGAGAGAGAUCUAGUGAUCUACCGCGUCGUCAUACGGGCACUUGCCUCAGGUGCCAAUGCACACGGUCUGAUUGAUAGUGUCUAUGAAGACUUGAUCGUAAACUUCACCGCAUACGGGCGGUUUUGGAGUCGGUUUGAGCGCGAGGGGGUCCUGGACUUGCACACCCACACACAGCUGGAGGCACAGUCUGCUGUGCGACGCCUGCUAACGCUACUGCAGCACAGGUGCAAGGACGGCUCUCCCGCAGACGUGACAAGUAUCAUCGUCGGCCAGGGCAAAAAUAGUGUGAGAGAACCAGUGUUACUGGCAACUGUGCAAAGGCAGUUGAAGAAUCUGACCCCGUCUAUUGCGUCCCAUCCGAUGGAGGCGAAUACGGGCCGCUUAGUGGUGGACCGGAGUGAUCUGGUUGCCUGGCUGAAGCAGAAUGCGUCAGAGGAUUUUGCACCGGCGACUGGUUUCUAAGGAUAGCUAUGGUUUUGACUGGCGGGGCUUAUUAAUUGAUUAUUACGUCAUCUCACUUUUUGGGCUCUGUCCACGAGUCUCAUUAAGUGUGCUCCGUCGUCUACCGAACAAAUUUUCUACGACAAUCUAAUGGCGUCGUUUUGUGGUACUGUCAAUUGUAGUCAUAUGUUUAGUUGCUCAUGGCCACACGCGUAUCCAAAUAUGCAUAUCAGAAUAUGGUUCUCAUAUUUUCUUGCAUUCAAGAUCAGAAUAAACACCCUACGCACAUCUAUGAC
Molecule: messenger RNA, 2496 nt
Organism: Sphaeroforma arctica JP610
Lineage: Eukaryota; Ichthyosporea; Ichthyophonida
Exons: 2
Coding region: 56-2221 (721 amino acids)
Molecular function (GO): protein binding
Source: RefSeq, a predicted model, not a curated record